Messenger RNA from Mobula hypostoma (lesser devil ray), 3282 nucleotides. RefSeq names its product cadherin-12-like. Gene Ontology annotation, cellular component: catenin complex; adherens junction; plasma membrane. The transcript is spliced from 12 exons. Lineage: Eukaryota; Metazoa; Chordata; Chondrichthyes; Myliobatiformes; Myliobatidae. The coding region runs from base 509 to 2884 and encodes 791 amino acids. Gene Ontology annotation, biological process: cell-cell junction assembly; cell morphogenesis; homophilic cell-cell adhesion. The record is from RefSeq and is a predicted model, not a curated record. Gene Ontology annotation, molecular function: calcium ion binding; cadherin binding.
GCACUCGGCACGGGGGAUAUGCUUUUGAUUUAUUAAUCAGGUCAGCGAACAUCCCACAGCUUAGGGGAACCGACAGGAGUGCGCCGGAAGAGUCAUGGGCUUCUGAGUGCUAAAUGUACAUGCAAACAACUGAAUGAAACAUGGUGCACGCAAUCUGCCCCGAGAUCGCAAAGGGAUUUGCUCCUCUGUUCCUUUCUACUCUAAACACAGUGAAGUUUCUAUGAAGAUCAGACCUGAUAUUGAAGGAUUCCACUUGUACAACCACUGCUGACCGCAUUCGAGUGUGCAGCUCCAUCAACCCAGAGUUUCAAUUAAGGACCAGAAACCGAAUUUAAUGCAUUAGAUGGCAAUACAUGUUUGCAUAUUUAAAAAAACAAAGAAGAACAGCUGGAUCUGAAGCACAGAGAACGUACUUGGAGAGAUCUGGGAAAUCUACAUGAAUCACGAGGAAUUCUUCUAGACACCAUUUUUUACUCGUAUAUGCUGAGAUAUACUCUCCCAGAGACAAAUGCUGACUGUGAAUGGUUUGUCGUUGUUUCUUUGGAUCCUGCUUGAUGAGGGUCUAUUAACACCCCUGGAGUCAUUGUCACCAAAGAGUUCAGGUCGUAGAAGGAGUGACAAUGCAGUUGAACUGUCAGGAGAUGGAGCUCCUACCCUUCAACGUGUUCGACGUGGCUGGAUCUGGAACCAGUUCUUUGUACUGGAAGAAUAUAUGGGGUCUGAACCUCAGUAUGUGGGAAAGCUACACUCUGACCUGGACAACGGAGAUGGCUCUGUAACAUACACUCUCUUAGGCCAAGGAGCUGGCUCGAUUUUCACCAUUGAUGAGAUAACAGGGGACAUUCAUGCAAUAAAGAGUCUGGAUCGAGAAGAAAAGUCUUUCUAUGUUCUUCGCGCGCAGGCUGUGGAUACAGAAACCAGAAGACCCGUGGAGCCCGAAUCUGAGUUUAUCAUUAAAGUUCAAGAUAUUAACGACAACGAACCAAGGUUUCUGGAUGGGCCUUAUGUUGCUAAGGUCCCGGAAAUGUCUCCUGCUGGUUCCUUUGUGCUUCAGAUAACAGCCACGGAUGCAGAUGAUCCUACAUACGGCAACAGUGCAAGAGUGGUGUACAGUAUCCUGCAAGGACAGCCCUAUUUUUCUGUGGAUCCCAAAACAGGUGUCAUCAGAACAGCUUUAGCCAACAUGGACAGAGAAGUCAAGGAAGACUAUCAAGUUAUCAUCCAAGCCAAAGACAUGGAAGGACAAAUGGGAGGGUUGGCAGGCACGACAACUAUAAAUAUCACGCUUACUGACGUCAAUGACAAUCCACCCAGGUUUGCCAAAAAUACCUUUCACCUAAAGGUUCCUGAAUCAACUCCUGUUGCUUCACCAAUUGGUAGAAUAAAAGCCAAUGAUGCUGAUAUUGGAAUGAAUGCUGACAUAGAUUACAGCAUUGUUCCUGGAGAUGGGCUGAAUGUAUUCGACAUUACAUCUGAUAAAGCUACUCAAGAAGGAGUCAUCAGCUUGAAGAAGCCACUGGACUAUGAAAAUAAGAAAUCAUACGUCUUCAAAGUAGAUGCCGUAGAUCCUCAUCCAGAUAAUCGCUUCCUGUCAAUGGGUCCUUUCAAAGACACAGCUACCAUCAAGGUCACCAUUCUUGAUGUGGAUGAACCUCCCGUUUUCAGCAGGUCCUCCUACGUAAUGGAUGUUUAUGAAGAUACCAAUGUGGGCAGUAUUAUUGGAGCAGUAACAGCACAAGAUUCUGAUGUUAGCAACAGCCCAGUCAGGUACUCAAUUGAUGAGAGCAGUGACCAGAAGAGAUACUUCACCAUUGAUGAGAUUGAUGGAACUAUUGCUACCAAUGACAUUCUGGACAGAGAGGAUAUCUCCCAGUAUAAUAUUUCUAUCCUAGCAACAAAAGUCAGCAACCCUGGGUUAGUCAGCAAAGUCCCUGUGACCAUUCAGGUUUUAGACGUUAAUGAAUAUGCACCAGAAUUCUCAGUGCCUUAUGAGACCAUGAUGUGUGAAAAUGCCAAGUCUGGUCAGGUAAUUAUGACAAUCAGCGCUGAGGACAAAGACCUGCCACCCACAGCUCCACAAUUUCACUUCAGGCUGUCACCGGAGGACGAUACAAAUCCAAACUUCACCAUUCAAGACAAUGGAAACAACACAGCUGGAAUCUUAUCUAAGAGGAACGGCUACAGUCGCAGACAAUUGGAGCUCUAUUUCCUUCCAGUUGUGAUCUCAGACAGUGGCUACCCUACACAAAGCAGCACAAAUACUUUGACAAUACGAGUCUGCGGAUGUGAUAUGGAUGGUACAAUCUUAUCCUGUAACGUAGAGGCAAUCUUUCUGCCAGUGGGCUUGAGCACAGAGGCAUUGAUAGCAAUCUUGCUUUGCAUUAUUAUACUUCUUGUUAUUGUCGUGCUGUUUGUGGCAUUAAGAAGACAAAGGAAGAAAGAAAUCUGCAUGACUUCGAAGGAGGAUAUCAGAGACAAUGUAAUCAGUUAUGACGACGAAGGAGGUGGAGAGGAAGACACCCAAGCUUUUGACAUUAGCACACUAAGGAAACCUGACUUAAUUGAAGAUAUACAGCUACGAAGAGAUGUAAUGCCUGAGACCCGCCAUCCACAUCGUCAGACCAUAAUAGUGAAAAAUAGCACAAACAUCAGAGACUUCAUCGACCAGCGAUUGCGAGAGAACGAUGCAGAUCUCAGUGCACCUCCUUAUGAUUCACUGGUUACAUACGCUUACGAAGGGAACUGCUCAUUGGCUGAGUCACUCAGCUCUUUGGAAUCAGUUAAUGCAGAUAUGGAUCAGGAUUAUGAUUACCUCACCAACUGGGGACCACGGUUUAAAAUACUGGCAGACCUUUAUGGAGCAGAGAAAACCAACAGUCGAUAAAUAGUAAAAAGCAACAGUAAAUACGCGGUUUGGUAAAUUUAAGGACAAAUGAGUUUUGUCUCUUUUUUUUUGGUUAUGGCUGCCGUUGUUAUUUGCUAUGUCAACUAUUGUUUUACUGUGAAAUAGUCUUAUUAGGUACCACAAAGAUAUGAUUGUGAGAUUAUUGUGACAUUGUGAAAUUGGAGAGAGGCAGACUCAAGCAGUUUCUUUGACAUAAUUGGCCAUACAGUUGUAACUGCUAAAGAAAUCAAAGCUGCAGUUUUUUUGUUCUGCAAUCUCCACUAAAGUGCCUCAAUGAACUUUGAACACUGCAGAUCUUUAUGCUCUUCAGAAAGAGUGCAAGUUUUUAUUAUACAGCUAAAAGGUGUUCUUAAGUUGAAUUAAAAGACACUUCAAUA